AUGGGCGACGCCACGCAAGAGCUCUUCCUGGUGGAGUUCCUAAUCGACCGCGUGAACAUCCCGUCGGUGCAGGCGAUCCACGACGACAUACUACCCGUGACCACUUGCAUCGAGUUCAGAAUCUUAAACCUGGCGCCGAUCUACGUGAGCCAAGACACGGCCAACGAAAAGUGCACCUGCAUGGGCGAGGAGCCCCAGGUGUUCCGCAAGGGCAAGUCCUGCCUGUUCGCGCUGCCCCGCCGACUCCUCGACAGCCCCAUCUGCUCGUUCCCCAUCACCAUGUCCGUGUACAAAAAGCUACCCCCGACCGUCCUCCCGGACGUCAUGAGCAUCGGCUGCUGCCAGAUCGAGGCGCGCGACAUGCUCAACUGCCUGCUCCAGGAGUGCCCCAAGGCUGACCCCAGUGACGACGGCAAGCCCUACCGGACCAUCAAGAACAAGUACCGCAUAAGCACGCCGACCGGCCAGUGCGUCGGCGACGUCGGGCUCUUUCUACGGCUAUCGCGCCUCGGCCGCAAAGUCGUCACCCAAUUCCAGAACCCGCACAACCGGAAGCCGUACUUGUUCAAGGGCUCGGCCAACAGCCCGGUGUUCCAGUGCCGGCGCAUACCCUCGAAGUUGACCGAUAUGCCCCGGCUGCAGGGCUGCUCGUGCGAGAAGCCCCUGCAGAGCAAGUCCGAGGAGAAGCCGGCCAAGACCUGCUGCGACCCGGGCCCGGCCAAGACAUCAGGGUGCGGGCCGCAGCGCCGGCUAAGCUCCUCCAGGAAGAGAAAGUCUCGGGCAGGGCCGAGGCCGUGCUGUCCGGGCGGCGAGAGCUCGGGGAACACAAAAUUGAAGGAGUGCCCGGACACCCCGAAGACCAGGCAGUGCGGCUGCGAAGCCAAGGGGGCACAGCCGUUUUCGUGCUCCCACAAAUAG
Molecule: messenger RNA, 918 nt
Organism: Copidosoma floridanum
Lineage: Eukaryota; Metazoa; Arthropoda; Insecta; Hymenoptera; Encyrtidae
Source: RefSeq, a predicted model, not a curated record